AAUAGAGGAGAAAGUUUCAAUUUUGCAGAACAUAACAAGAAGAAUGAUGAUUCCUCUCUAUUCAUGGUCUGUCAUCCUAAAGAAGUCAGCAAGAAGAAUGUGUGGAGGCGAAUCUGCGUUUUCAGAUUUGGAUGAGUCUUGUCAAGACAAGGUGAAAUUUGGUGAUAAUUCCACUAUUGCAGUCAAAGGAAAGGGAAAGCAGAAGAAGAUGGUAAAUGGUCUUCCUCAUUUUGAUUCUCCAGAAAUUUGUGAAAUCUGCGUGGUCAGUAAACAGCACCGUGACAGCUUUCCUAAAGACAGAUCUUGGAGAGCAAAGCAGACCAAGUCAGAAGCCUUAGCAGCCUUUAAAAAUUUCAAAGUCUUGGCUGAGAAUGAAGUUGGCAGAUCUGUAAAGGUUUUGCAUACAGAUCAUGGUGGUGAGUUUAAUUCAAAGGAAUUUGCAGAUUUUUGUGAGUCCAAUGGCAUUAAAAGGCAACUCACAGCAGCUUAUACACCUCAACAGAAUGGUGUAUGUGAGAGGAGAAAUCACACAAUCAUGAAUAUGGUGCGAAGUCUGAUGUCAAAGAGUGGCUUGCCUAAGGAGUUUUGGCCAGAAGCUGUUAAUUGGAGUGUUCAUAUCUUGAGCAGAAGUCCCACAUCUCCACUUCCAGAUUUGACGCCAGAAGAGGCUUGGAGUGGACGUAGACCUACUGUUGAUUACUUCAGAAUUUUUGGUGAUCAGUCCAAAGCUUACAGAUUAUACAAUCCAACCAAGAAGAUCAUCAUUAGCCGUGAUGUGGUGUUUGAUGAAGCAAGCACUUGGUCUUGGACAAAAAAAUCUGGGCAACAGAUUCCUACAGAUUUCGAAAAUGGAGAAGAUCUGACUGUGCAGAACUCAGAAGGUCAAACUUCAACAGAUCUCGAGGCUUCCAGAUAGACAACUGAAGAAAGUCUGCCUACAGAAGUAGAGUUUAGUACUGGAGGAAGUCUGCCAACAACACCAGAACUGGAAUUUGGAACUAGUUCCAGACCUCAACGUAAAAAGAGAAGACCAGCAUGGUUGGAAGAUUAUGAGGUAACAGAUCUACCUCAAGAUGAUGUUCCAGUUAAUCAUUUUGCUCUAUUUGUAGAUUGUGAUCCAUUGACAUAUGAAGAAGUUGUUAAAGAGGAAAAGUGGCAAAAAGCCAUGGCAGAAGAAAUUGGUUCUAUUGAA
Messenger RNA from Rubroshorea leprosula, 1192 nucleotides. Lineage: Eukaryota; Viridiplantae; Streptophyta; Magnoliopsida; Malvales; Dipterocarpaceae. The record is from the annotation of a GenBank genome assembly.